CAUCUCGUCUUGUUUCUAGAAAGGCAUCUUCAUCUUGUACUUUUUUUAGAUCUCAGGUACCUACCUACCUCUGGGUAGCUAAGCAUGCAACGAUCUCAUGCACGACGCUUCUGUGAACGAUCCUGCAUUCUCCAAUGGCCCAGUUAUUCUUCACAGCCUAAGACUUAAGCUGCGCCAGAAAUGGUUCAGAGCCAUGAGCGCAGCACCAGGAAAAAGGACGCCUUUGAGAUCGAUCACUGGCCUGCCCAGGUAGCUAAGCGGCCUUUUGUCCCGUCCCAGCCCGCCAAGACGACGGACCUAGACAAUACUUGGAGCCCUGAAAGAACAACGGUUUCCCUUGAUCCCUUCUGCUCGCGGUACUCUCGCUUCCACAGGACCCUGGCCAGCAGGCCUGUACGGGCGCUGUAUCCGAUCCCCUUAAAAAGGCCCCAGCCCACCCUGUGAUUAUUAUGAAGGCGGAUUAUUGAACCAGCAUUCGGGCUUCUAUGGAGAAAAGGGUCCCUGAGUGCUACGUUCUGGAAAGAAAUGCCUUCUUUCCAACUUGUGGGGGUAAAGAAAAUAUGCUGCCGUGCGGCACACCACGAGUUGAUGAUGACAAUGUCUUACUCUGCAUUGCCUCGCGUUGCGCUUG
Pyricularia oryzae 70-15 is the source of this 631-nucleotide messenger RNA. RefSeq lists its product as uncharacterized. The transcript has 3 exons. NCBI's taxonomy places the organism in Eukaryota, Fungi, Ascomycota, Sordariomycetes, Magnaporthales, Pyriculariaceae. The record is from RefSeq and is a predicted model, not a curated record. The coding region runs from base 181 to 444 and encodes 87 amino acids.